Messenger RNA from Alternaria arbusti, 480 nucleotides. RefSeq lists its product as uncharacterized. The transcript has 2 exons. NCBI's taxonomy places the organism in Eukaryota, Fungi, Ascomycota, Dothideomycetes, Pleosporales, Pleosporaceae. The coding region runs from base 1 to 480 and encodes 159 amino acids. The record is from RefSeq and is a predicted model, not a curated record.
AUGAAAAAGAAGGUUAGAAAAACUGGACAAGCAACUGAUCAGGAAAGAAAUAAGCUGCAAGACCUUCUAGAAGAGCGAAAGAAGUGUCAUAGGACGAAGAAAUACUACCAGUAUUACCGUCGACUCGCAGAAGACUCGGUAAAGUUAGGCAAAGAGAGAUGGAUAAAUGCCUGGUUUGCGGUGCAACAAGAACUCGAUCGCCUAUCGAUAGAUAUGAGCCUGAUCGAGCAUCUAGCCGGGAUGAUUCAGUACCCAGGCACCGAGAGCCGCGCGCUCGGUCAAGAUCCCGGGACAGAAGACAUCGGAGAUCACACCGCGAACAGAGGCGGGAGGCUAGAUCGCGAAGUACUAAUCAUGCCCAACGUCCUCGCACUGAGUCUCGGUCCAGGUCUCAUUCUCGAUCGCGAAGACAAGACAACAGGUCCAGGCAUCGUAGAAGAGAGCCUCAUACCCAUGACCAUGGAAGGCAGGAAAGAUUGA